AUGCCAGCAGCAAGCCCCCGGGCCGAUGAAGCACUUCUACACCCAAAGAGCAUCACCAACAUUGGAAAUUGGAAUGUAAGGACACUAUAUGAGAGCGGUAAUAUUGCCCAGGCAACAAGAGAGAUGGGAAAGAGAGAGAUUGACAUCAUGGGCAUAAGUGAAACACACUGGAUCGGUCAUGGUAGGUUGCAACUGCAAGAGGGAGAGACCAUAAUCUGCUCGGGAAGAGAGGACAACAUUCAUAGGCAAGGGGUAGGUCUUUGAAUUCACUGACAUCAUCGAAGAGAUAGCAACUAAUGAACCAACAUUGGGAGAAGUAAAAUCAGCCAUUGGAAGACGGAAGAACGGAAAAUCACCAGGGACAGACUCGAUUACGGCAGAGUUACUGAGGGCAGGCGGAGAAUUUUCUGCAAAGAAAAUACAUGAAUUAUUGAAGAACAUCUGGAAGUAUGAGAAAGUGCCCAGGAAAUGGAAGCAAGGAUUGAUAAUAAAAUUACCAAAGAAAGAAAACCUAAAGGAAUGCAAGAACUCCAGGGGUAUAACACUUCUAUCUGUUGCAGGGAAAAUACAUGGUCGGAUCAUUAUCGACAGACUACGUAACGGAGUAGACAAAAGGUUGAGAAUGGAACAAGCUGGUUAUAGAAGUGGAAGAGGUACAACGGAGCAAGUGUUUGUUCUACGAAACAUCUUGGAACAAGUGAAUGAAUGGCAAGCAACCUUAUAUCCCGGGUUUGUAAACUUUGAGAAUGCCUUUGAUUCGGUACAUCGAGAGAGUCUGUGGAUAAUCAUGAAGAAAUACGGAAUACCGGAGAAGUUAGUGAGGAUGGUAAGGCUAUUCUAUGAUGGCUUCCGAUGUGCGGUUGAAGAAGAGGGUGAACCAGGCGAAUGGUUUGAAGUCACCAGCGGAGUAAAGCAAGGUUGUAACAUGUCAGGGUUCUUAUUUUUUAUGGUACUUGACUGGGUAAUGAGGAGAACAGUCGGGAAUGGUGAGAAUGGAAUAAGAUGGAAAUUUACAUCAAAGCUGGAUGACCUAGACUUUGCGGACGAUAUUGCGUUGCUCUCUUCCACCAAGCAGCAAAUGCAAUAUAAAUUGAACAAGCUUGAGGCAGAAGCUAGGCGUGUGGGAUUGAAGAUCAAUGUGGAGAAGACAAAGAUGAUGAGAAUUAACCCGAGCAGACAAGAACAGUUUACCAUCGGAACGCAAGACAGGAUUGACGAUGUGGAGGAAUUUAGUUAUUAG
This is a messenger RNA of Paramuricea clavata, 1240 nucleotides long. The record is from the annotation of a GenBank genome assembly. Lineage: Eukaryota; Metazoa; Cnidaria; Anthozoa; Malacalcyonacea; Plexauridae.